This is a messenger RNA of Epinephelus lanceolatus (giant grouper), 3157 nucleotides long. It is a transcript of the gene ccdc57, whose product is annotated as coiled-coil domain containing 57. Gene Ontology annotation, biological process: centriole replication; positive regulation of mitotic cell cycle; cilium assembly. Gene Ontology annotation, cellular component: centriole; spindle microtubule; centriolar satellite. Lineage: Eukaryota; Metazoa; Chordata; Actinopteri; Perciformes; Serranidae. The record is from RefSeq and is a predicted model, not a curated record.
AGAGCGACGAGCCAAGUUUUGGUUGACGAGUUUAGCUCGUUAAAUGGCAUUAUUAGCUAAGGUUAUGAUAGUGUAAUAGUUAGAUAUUUGAUCGCUACGUGUAGUCAUGACUGUGACGUAUGAAGACUGAUAGGCCACGCGGAACUAACUGUCGAGUGCUACAAAAGCUAAAGCUUCUGUAUUAUGGUGUAUCCCAGUUCAGCCAUGCAGUCAGACGGGGACAGUGGACUGGUAGACCUGGAGGCCCAGUUGGCCAGUAAAGAGAGGGAGUGGAAGGAGCUCCUGGCUGCAAGGGUUCAUCAACUGGAGAGUUCCCUCCAACAGGCCCAGGAGGAGUACUCCUCCCUCAGAGAACGUUACCAGCAACUGAGGGAAGAUUUCCAGUUCAACCUGGCCAUCCUGGAUGAAAGAGACAGAGAGCUAGAGAGAUAUGAUGUCAUAACUGCGAGAGCUCUGACUGUGGAACACAACAGGCAGGGAGAGCUGAACCAGCUCUGUAUGCAGGUUGCUCAGCUGGAGAGGCAGAGAGCCAGAGAAACUCAGGAGAGGCAGGAGGAGCUCAGGCUGCAGUUGGACAUGCUCAAGAGCUCAAUGGCUGGUGAAAUUCAAAAGCAAACAGAGGAGUAUGACAGGAUGAAGCAGGAUUUGCAGAGCAGAAUACAAGAGAUGGAAGGAGAGCUGAUCCUACAGAGACAGGAGAUGACAGCAGCUUUUGACAGUGAGCUCAGACAGCGGGAGCAUGAGUUCAAUAUAAAAAUAGAUGAGAUGUGCGCUCUGGUGCUGUCUCAUGAUCUCAAGGUGAAGCUGCUGUCUAAAGAGACUGAAGUUCACUGCCAUGCUCAGCAUCACACUGCAGAGGCUCUUAAAGCUUCGAAGGAGUUCUGUCAGCAGAUACAAACCCAGCUGCAACACAAAGACCAGGAGAUCAAACACCUCACUAAUGUCAAGGACAACAAGAUAAAGGAGCUUGAGGACAAGCUGAAAGGGAUGGGGACCAUACUGAAGAAAGAGGAGGAUAAGCACAUUAAGAAAUAUGCAAAUGUGGUCCAGACUCUGAUGGAGUGUGAUGGGCAGCUGGAGGAUCAGUAUCAGGCCCUCACAGAGCAGCUGCAGAAGGCUGAGAGACACAUCAUUAAACUACAGGGGAGCAUAGACAUUCUGGCUGCACGUGUAUGCUGCAUACAGGAAGACCAUCAGGAGGCCAUGAAAGAGAAAGAUGAGACAAUCCAGAGCUACAAGCAGCAACUAAGUGUUGGUUUGAAGAGAGAGAGGGCCUUAGAACAGAUGCAAGUCCAGAUGGAGCUGGAGUGGCAGAGACGCUGUGAGGACAUGAAGGUGCAGUGCUACCUUGUGAAUGAGCAGCAAAUACAAGAUCUGACCAAGGCUCGAGACCAGGUUAAAGCAGAGCUGAAGGAGAAAGAACAAGAUCUGCAGGACUUGACUGUCUUACUACGUUCUGUUCAAACUGAGAGAGACCAGGCAGUACAGGGUCUCACACCAAAGAUAGAUUCUCUGGCAUCAGAAGAGAUCUGUUGUCUGCAGCAGCAGAACAGCAUCCUGCGGGCUGUGGUUAACCAGAUGAGGAAGGACAUGGAGGGUCUCACCCAUCCCCAGGCCCAGCCACAAGCCUCCUCUCCUCAGACAGUUCAGCAUUCAGAAGCCCCUGCAGCUAAAACUCAGAUGGCCACUGGAUUACCAACCCAAUCAACUGACAUCUCCUUCAAAGUCAGUGCACCAGGUGGUCUGUCCCAGGAGAAGGAUACCAAUGCCUCUGCUCUGGCAAAGCAGGAGGUCAGAAUGGCACAUAUGGAGUCUGCUCUUGCCAGCCUCAUGGAACAGAGUGCACUCGUGGGACAGCUCAGAGAGGAGAACCUGUAUUUGCCACAGCAGCAGGCGUCCAGCCUGAAGUAUGGUAGUUUGUUUGAAAAUGUGCAGAGCGCUAAAAGCAAUACCAGGCUAAAGCAGGCAGCAUCCCGUAUUGCUCGUCUGAGCAGAGAGAAACAGCAGCUGAUAGAGAUAGGCAACCGCCUCCGUGCACAAAUAACCACAGCUGGACCACAGGAACCAGUGGAGCCAGAGAGGGACUCGUCCACAGAGAAACAAGGAGACCAUCAUGAUGGGCUGAUUGCUUUGGAACAGCUGCAGUACCAGCUCACCACACAGGAGCUACAAUAUGCACUGAGGCAGAGGGCUGGCACUUUUGCUGAACAACUUCUACUUGGAAAAAACAGCCCAGAUUCUGCCACAAAAGGGGCUGCCAACCCCUGGUGCAAAGGGUUCAAAAUCACAGAGAGGCCUGAGAGCUCCAAGAACAAAGAGAACAAGCUCAGCCAAUCACAGAGCUCCAUGGACGUGGGGCUGCAGCCCAACUCAGGUCUGUCCAUGUCUCAUCUGUCAUCAGAGGAGUCACAGCAGUCCUUAAAGGAGCUGUGGGACGUACUGGACCAUGGAGCCAGUCUGUCGAUUUUCUCAGAAGGCGAGGCUGAGCUGAGCAGGAGGGAGGUGGCUGAGUCCGGUGGUGCUGAAGUCCAAAUGACAGUGCAUGGUAUAAAAGCUCCCAUUCAUAGCCAGUUCCCAACGGAGGUCCAGCAGAAGAGGAACCCCUCUAAAACACCAUCAAACACUGCCAGGACCAGCAGACCUGGAUCCACAGGCAGAAGGUGCAAGAUCAGAAACUACAAUGUUAAAGUCUGACAUACUGUCAGUACACUGCUUAUGUGAGUCCUGAUCAGCCUUUGUCAAGUCAAGUCAAAUAACCCUUAUUAGGUCACAGGGCUGUCAUUAGGAUUAUUGCCGUCAAAAAUUCAUAACAGCAAGCCUUCAUUACAGCGGCAUGGAGUGUGAAAGGGAGCGUCUAACCAAAGGAAGGUUUUUAAUUGGACCUUCUUUCUUUUUAUAUACUUUAUUAAUCCCCCUGAGGGGAAAUUCAAUUCAAUUCAAUUUUUCCAUAACACCCAAACUCAAUAAUCUGCAUUACAUUUUGGAAUAUGUAUGUAUUAUUACAUUGUAGUAAACUCGCCUUUUUUUCAUGGGUUGCUUAACAGCAACAGAUAAUUAUUUGCUAAACAGCAUGAUUAGAUACCAUUUUAUUUUGUAAUGUUUGGGUAAUGACUUAUGCUCUGUUAUAAAUAUGUUCUUACUUUAAUAAAAAUAUUUU